Monoraphidium neglectum is the source of this 555-nucleotide messenger RNA. RefSeq lists its product as hypothetical. The record is from RefSeq and is a predicted model, not a curated record. The coding region runs from base 1 to 555 and encodes 184 amino acids. The transcript has a single exon. NCBI's taxonomy places the organism in Eukaryota, Viridiplantae, Chlorophyta, Chlorophyceae, Sphaeropleales, Selenastraceae.
AUGGUAGUCAGCCUGGUCGCGCUGCUGUCGCUCUCGCACAUCCUCGGAACAGGCAGCGAUGCAGUGCUCCGCGCCGCCGCUGCGUGCCUACCCGCGGAAGCACUGGCCGCCAUCUACGCCGCAGCGGUCCGCAACAGCGCCGGCCGCCGCGUCUGCCGCGCCAUCGACGCCGAGGCGCCGUUCGACGUGCCCGCCGGCCUGCGCCCAGAUUCAAACGAUCCGCAGCGCUGGACCGUGGUGGCGCGGAACGACGCAGAAGUCUGGCAGCUGACUUGCUGCGACAAGAACUUCUUCGUUUCCUUUGACCCCUGCCGCCGGCUUCUCAAUGCAAUCUCGAUCUGCGACUUCAAUUGCUGGCCUGACAGGCAUCCCACGCUGGAAAUGAUGAUGGCGGCCGCCGACCCUGACGCGAGGCCCGCUCUCGCGGCGGCGUGCACCAUCAUCCGCCGUGUCUACCCCGCUGUGGACCCAAAGGCUGUGCGGGUGUACUGGGAGGGCGAGGACCAGCCGGCGCCCCUGGCUGCGAGUGUGCGGGCCCUGCUGGUUGGCGAGUGA